Messenger RNA from Pseudocercospora fijiensis CIRAD86, 585 nucleotides. RefSeq lists its product as uncharacterized. NCBI's taxonomy places the organism in Eukaryota, Fungi, Ascomycota, Dothideomycetes, Mycosphaerellales, Mycosphaerellaceae. The transcript is spliced from 10 exons. Bases 1 to 585 code for a protein of 194 amino acids. The record is from RefSeq and is a predicted model, not a curated record.
AUGGGAGCGCUGCGCUGCGCUGCGCUUCAGCAGCUGGUCUUGGAUGCUCACAGUACAGCUGCUGAGCAAAGGGAGAAGUCCGGCGUGAGGCUCGAGAUAGACGCUGGCAGCCGUUCGCAUGGGUUAAUUGGUCCCAGUCUGUGCUCGGUCUUCCCAGUUUGGCAAGGCGAGACAGCACGCAGCAGCGGAAAUAGAAGAGCCGGCACGGCACGGGUCAAGUCGAAGGGUCGAGCAGAGAAUAUAGUCGAGGCGAAGCGAAGCGAAACGACCACAGCUGGGCGUUUCUACGCUACAUAUAAACCUUGCUCUCCGGUAUCUCACAACGGCGCCGCCUCCGAGACGGGAAUGAUCCAGAUUGCACCUGUCGAUAGCUACAGGAGGGAAGCGAGAAUCUGCCAUGCCAUGCCAUGCGACAAGACUACUCUUCGCAUCCACGCCGGCCCGGCAGAUCUGCACCGCACCGCACAGUGCACAGCACUUGGUUACUUCCCCGAGCCCCAGCUGGCUGCCCGAGCCCCAGUAAUACAGUGGAUUAUGGAAUCCGCUGUUCCUAACAAAAUCGCCUAUGAAGCUAAAGUUUGUUAG